AUGACCGCAGUGCUUGACGAUCCCUCUGUUGUUCGGAUUGACCCAAUGACUCUGGCCGCACUGCAGGACACCGGCUGGUACACGGCUGACCAGAACCGGGCGCAGUGUCUGGUCUGGGGACAAGGUAAAGGAAAUAGGUUUGGCUCACCCUCAACUUGUAAAAACAACUCAGCUUUCUUUUGCUCUGGCAAUGGUUUUGGGUGUCAUUAUCUUCACCUCCACAAGGGGCAGUGCCAGUCUGAUCCUUACCUGGAUGGAUGCCGCAUUUAUAAACCAAUCCUCAAUGGAAGUGAGUGCUGGUUGACGGGAAAUGCCCAACAGGCUACACAAGAUGAAAUGUUUGGACAUGAUAGCCGUUGUUUCUUUUCAACUCUCAACAAACAGAUCAAAGGAUAUAAGGGCUUCAUUUGGUGCCCUGACAAGAGACUGUGUGUGCCUGAUAUUGCUCCUGCUGAGUUUUUGUCUUAUAACACAAGCAAAUCAGAGAGAGUAGUUUGGCCAUUUUGGAGGACCUCUGCUCUAGUCAUUGUUGUUUCGGCCUUCUCCCUGGUUCUGGUUGUGACCAUUUCCUGUCGUUUCCUGUCCUGCUGCAAGAUAGUUGGACCACAUUUACAUUUGGAAUAA
Molecule: messenger RNA, 624 nt
Organism: Periophthalmus magnuspinnatus
Lineage: Eukaryota; Metazoa; Chordata; Actinopteri; Gobiiformes; Gobiidae
Product: ciliated left-right organizer metallopeptidase
Exons: 7
Coding region: 1-624 (207 amino acids)
Biological process (GO): cell adhesion; proteolysis
Cellular component (GO): membrane; cytoplasm
Molecular function (GO): metalloendopeptidase activity
Source: RefSeq, a predicted model, not a curated record